AUGCAUUUAACAUUACAACUCGCCGCUGAAAAACGUUGUUCGAAUCGGGAUGAAUUACUCAAGUCUUAUGAAAAAAUGCUUUCCAACACUUAUCGAACUACUGACUGGCCAAGAGAAGAACAUUUAAACGAACAUUUCCCUCUCGUUAGUGAAACACUCUACCUGUAUGGUGAGACGAUCCACGCUGAAAUAUUUCGAAAAUUCUUCUUUCUUUCCAAUAUGUAUCGAGUUGAUUAUGUCUACAUCGGUAUUUCUACUCAUGAAUAUAAGAAUCUAUCUGCUGGAUGUAUUCUCAAUGGUUCAUCGCGGAAUUCGAUAUCUCACCACCGUCGACUUCUUCGAUUACUUUAUAUUUUAAUUAGCUGUGGAAUAGUACUACUCUCGUUGAUUAUUUGUAGUAUUAUGAAUGAUCGACGACGUGCUAAACUAGAAAAACAACAAGAAGAAUUAACUUUUAAUAAACAAGUAACUGUUCCGCAAAAAUCAAUGACAGUAUAUGUGGAUAAAGAUCGAAAGUCUUCGGCACGGCGUGGAGAUCCGACUCGUUUGACAAUGGCACGUUUACAAUCGAUCAUUGAUGAACGGCCAUCAGCUAUACAUAAUUUUUCUCCGAGUUCGAAUGUAAACUAA
This is a messenger RNA of Adineta ricciae, 630 nucleotides long. The record is from the annotation of a GenBank genome assembly. Lineage: Eukaryota; Metazoa; Rotifera; Eurotatoria; Adinetida; Adinetidae.